ACAGACGAGCCCGCUUCAACAGAUGACCCCCUAUUCCAACGCUUCCUUCCUCCUACUCCUUUGCUUCUGAGAGAAAAUCUCCAUUUCUCAGCUCGCAAAUUUUUCAACAAACACACCAACCGUAGCAAUUGGUUAUGCUCCACGGCACGAAAUCCUCACCAUUUUCUUGCUCACCAAAUCAACACACCCACAUUGAAUUUCUGUCUGUUUUCUGUUCUUCUGCUUCAGCUGGGUUUUGGGUUGCUUUCUUUUGGUGGGUUUGAUCAGAUUUGGUUGGAUUUCAUCUGGGUUUUCUCUAUUUUCUCAUCUGGGUUUUCUUUUUCUGAGCUGAUUCUCUCUCUAUAUUUUUCUUGUUCUUCCAAGGUAGUCAGUGUAGCGAAAUGGGGAGAGAAAACAAUGGUAUGAGAGCGUAAUGAGAUCUGUUUUCAUGGGUUAGUUUCACUAUCUUCAAUCUGUAUCUUUCUUUGGAUUACCAAUUUUAGAGUUUCUUCUCUCUUCUGAGUGUCGAAAGUUUCUGCAUUUUUGUGAUGGAAAUCUGUUCCGAUCAUUGUUAGAUUCUUUCGGCUUAAUGCCGCGGUGUCGUUGUAAUUCUCUCUAGUUUUCAUGGUUUUCGAUUUUUCGAGCAUUGAAUUUCUUGAUUCAUUGAAUCCUUUGGGAUUGGAAUGACAAUGGCCGAAAGGAAUGCUUCUUCCCUCGCUGUCAUUGCUCGGAAAUCUUUGUUCUUCUUAUUUAUAGUUACAUCAACACUCUUCAUAUUUUCUUGGUUCUUUGUGUUGCGUUCGACGAGCAUGCCUCGCUUCAUUGACCAUAAACUGUUACCCAAUUCCAAACUUAAUGCCGUGAUUGACAGCGGGAGUUCUGGUGGAAGUGAGAAUCAAAAGGAUGUCGAACCCUCAUUUGGGAAUCGAGCAAUCCUUGUGGACAAUGAGGAAGAAGAAAAGCCAUCAUCUUUUUCCCAAGAAAAAGAAGCGUCCCAAGCUAACAAUGGAGUAAAAUGUAACACCAAUGAGAAGGUAGUUCUUCUCAAGGUGUUCAUGUAUGAUUUACCCCCCGAAUUUCAUUUCGGACUCUUGAAUUGGAAACCCGAAAGCAGUAGCGUUUGGCCAGAUCUUCAAACUAAAAUACCUGCUUAUCCCGGCGCGUUGAAUCUGCAACACAGCAUAGAAUACUGGCUGACAUUGGAUCUCCUUGCUUCUGAACUUCCCAACCCCCCAAAUGCUCGUGCUGCAAUAAGAGUGCGCAAUGCUAGCGAAGCUGACAUUGUUUUUAUACCGUUCUUUUCUUCCUUAAGCUAUAACCGAUUCUCCAAGAUAAACCCGCACGAGAAGAAGAGCAAAAAUAAGGUUCUGCAAGAUAAAUUGGUUAAGUAUGUGACGGCUCAAAAGGAAUGGAAGAGAUCAGGGGGAAGAGACCACUUAAUUGUGGCUCACCAUCCAAAUAGCCUUUUAGACGCGAGGAUGAAGCUAUGGCCUGCAACAUUCAUACUUUCGGACUUUGGGAGGUAUCCUCCAAACUUAGCAAAUGUGGAGAAAGAUGUCAUUGCCCCCUACAAGCAUGUAAUCAAAUCCUAUGUGAAUGACUCCUCUACUUUUGAUAGUCGGCCAACCUUGCUGUACUUCCAAGGUGCAAUAUAUCGAAAAGAUGGUGGCUUUGUUCGGCAAGAGUUAUUCUAUCUUCUACAAGGCGAAAAAGAUGUACAUUUUACAUUUGGGAGUGUUAAAAAAGAUGGAGUUAACAAGGCUUCCCAGGGGAUGCACACCUCCAAAUUCUGCCUCAACAUAGCCGGUGACACCCCAUCAUCAAAUCGCCUCUUUGACGCUAUUGCUAGCCACUGCGUCCCUGUCAUCAUCAGUGAUGAGAUCGAACUCCCAUACGAGGAUGUGCUUGACUACUCUGAGUUCUGCAUAUUUGUUCGAACAAGGGAUGCUCUUAAGAAGAAUUUUCUCGUAAACCUCACCAGGAACAUAGGGAGGGACGAGUGGACGCGAAUGUGGAAGAGGUUGCAGGAGGUUCAGAAAUUUUAUGAGUUUCAGUUCCCAUCAAAGGAGGGCGAUGCUGUCCAGAUGAUAUGGCAAGCAGUUGCUCGCAGGGUUCCGGCUAUAAGAAUGAAGUUACACAAGUCUAGACGAUUCUCCCAUUCAAUUUCUCGCGAGGGGAAGGGGGUAAGCAGGAUACCAUCACCAAGUAACUUCUGGUAAGAAAGCGGAAUUAACACACUCUGUGGCUCUGCAGCAUUUCUGACUCUUAACACCACACAGGACUAGAAUUAUCAAUUACAUUCUUGAUAAACUACACGAAGCAUCGUUGUCAAAAUAUCUUCAUUUGUUCUAAUAUUAGGAAAUUAAAUUGGAUAAAUUUAGUUCUACCCUUCCGAAAUCAAUACGUUCUUCGCUUGUUGUA
This is a messenger RNA of Malus domestica (apple), 2400 nucleotides long. Its product is annotated as probable arabinosyltransferase ARAD1. Gene Ontology annotation, molecular function: glycosyltransferase activity. Lineage: Eukaryota; Viridiplantae; Streptophyta; Magnoliopsida; Rosales; Rosaceae. The record is from RefSeq and is a predicted model, not a curated record.